CAAUUUGUAUGAGAGAGAACAGAAUAGACUUCAUCAUCGUCUUCUCCGAUUCUUGCCGAAGAGAGAGAGGGAGAGAGCGCGCGCGAGAAAGAGCGAGAGCGGGAGCAAGGAAUGGGAAGAAGGAGAAGGGAGAGCUAGAGAAAAAGAGUUUUCUCAUUGUUGCGUUAGUGAGGACGUGUUUUGGAGUUGGAUCUCUCGUUACUGGAAGCUGCUGUCUCGAUCCUUGACCGGGUUUUUGUUUCUGGAGAUUCAGAGAGCGGAGAAUGAGCGUCGACAGCCCUGGGGACGUGGACAAUUAAAGGUUCUGUUACGGUGGGUCUUAGUCGGGCCCUCGACUAGGGUUCCGGUUGGAGUUCCAUGGGCGAUGGAGGAGUCUCUGUUGCGACCUCACAGCUUGUAUUGGAGAGAUUUCCGGCUUCGGAGGUAUUGUGUGGCAGUAGUAACGGAGCUUUUCUAGCUAAUUCUUUCAAGCAGGAGAAUACUAUGAAGGUAUCCGAGAAAGAGGAGGAGCUAUUCAGGAGAGCAGAGCUAGGUUCAGAUAAAGUUGGCAAAUUGAGCGAGUGGUCAAAAGAGAGCGAGCAACAGAAGGGUGAGUUGGUUCCGGAGAGACACCGGAAAGGGAGUUCCGAGAAGGAAUCAUCAAGAAAUGUUGAAUUGGAGAACGAUGAAUCUUUCUUGGAGAUGAUGAAGAAAGGGGCAUUGGAUAAGGAGGGGAUUUUUCAAGAGAAGUCACGGAAUGGUGACGUGGAACUGGGAGAAUUCAUUCCUGAUAGAGGGCAGACGGGAGAAUGCCUCACUGAGAGGUCAAGCAGACUGCACCUAGAGAAGGGCGAGUUAACUGUGGACAGAUGGAAGAAAAGUGGGGAGAGGUCAGAUUCUGGUUCAGGCAGAUGUUGGAAAGGAGAACUGGAAAAAGGAGAGUUUACUUCUUCAAAAUGGCGAAAGGUUGACAGAGAACGAUCCCCAGAAAAUGGCUACAGGAAAAAAGACGCUGGGCAUUAUGAUGUCCAAAGGAAAAGAGAUUCUUUGGAUGGGGUUGGAUGUCCUCAUGAGAGGGAUUCCAAGAAGAGCUUUCGAGCUGCUGAAAAUGAAUCGGGGCAGCAUAAAGUUGAACUCUGCAAUGGGAAGAAUCGUGAUAAGAAGCGCCAUUCAGAUAACUGGUUAAAACGUCAUUGCAAGGAAUCUGAAAGUUGUGGUAGUCGCAAGUACCAUGAAGAAUCAAAUGGUCAUUCACGUUCCAAGACCCAAAGAAAGUCAGAGGAGACUAACAGAUUUUCAUUUUCUGAGAGAAUCCAUGGAAAUGCAUCAUCUUCUUCCUCAAGAGUUGCAUCUUCUGGCAGGCUUUCUUCUAGACUUCACAACUCAUCUGUGUCAUCCAGGUCAUGCCAUCGUAGGCAAGGGCGCAGCCCUGGACAUACUGCUAGGUCCCAAGUUGACCACAGGGACAGGACUCCAGUUCGCAGUCGAUCUAGAGAAAAAGGUACUCACCAUUAUCACAAAGAACAAACCCCCACUCAUACAGACAGGUCUCCACAUGAGCGAGCCAGGCACCGUGAUCACAGGGAUCGUGCUCCAGGCUCAGAGCGAUCUCCUCGUGAUCGUAGAAGGGCAGCAGACCAUCGAGAACUAGGCAAAAAGGGGGAAAGUGAUAAACAGCUAAGCAGUAGGCACCAAGAGACGGUGGAAUGGAGAGAUAGCUGUGGGAAAGAUAUGCGCAGGGGUAGCUCAAUUAGGAAGUCAAAUGAAAGCGGUUAUGCUUCUGAUAGAAGUGCCAAUGAUAGUUCUAGCAAGAAAAAAAUGUUUUUGGAUACUGAAAGGGAGCCCCUUGAUCUUCCUCCACCCCCUCCCUUACCACCACCACCUCCUCCUCCUGUAAUGCCUCCUCCCCUUCCUCCUCCUCCUGAGAUUAAUGGUUAUUCUGAAGCGUUAUCAUCUAUGGAAGAAGAUAUGGACAUUUGUGAUACUCCGCCCCAUGCUACUUCAAUACCUGCUACAUGUGCUGGAAAGUGGUUUUAUCUGGAUCAUUUUGGUAUAGAGCAGGGUCCAUCUAGAUUAGCUGAUCUGAAGCAGCUCGUUGAAGAAGGGAUUCUCCUUUCGGAUCAUUUAAUAAAGCACUCUGAGAGUGAUCGUUGGGUUACAGUUGAAAAUGCCUCUUCCCCAUUGGUUCCUUUGUACUUACCUUCAAUUGUUUCAGAUACUGUAACUCGGAUGGUAAGCCCCCCUGAAGCUCCUGGUAAUUUGCUAAUGGAUGCUGGAGAGUCAAGUGGGGAACCUUUGGAUCCUACAACUCUGCAAAAGCCUCAGCUGAAUGAUAAUUUUAUGUCAGAGACGACGGAGGAUCUUCAUAUUGAUGAUAGAGUGGAAGCUCUAUUUAAGGGGUGCAGUGUUAUUGAUGGAAAGGAAUUAGAGACAAUUGGAGGGGCUCUGAAUGCGAAUUUUCAGUAUGUAGAAUGGGAGAAUUGGAGUCAGUCUGAAGGUUUCACAAGAUUCCAGGUUCGUAGUCAUGAACUAAUUUCACAUCAACCGGAUGAAGGAAUAGGUAGAAAUAAUGAGCGGUUAUCAAGGGAAACUGCUGAAACCAGAUCAGGUGCGUUGUUUGAGAAGCAGUCCUAUCUCAAUGGUUGUUCUGAUGAUUGGUUUGCUGGUAGAUGGUCUUGCAAAGGUGGUGACUGGAAGAGAAAUGAUGAAGCUGGUUCCAAAAAGAAGCUUGUCCUUAAUCAUGGCUACCCUCUAUGCGAGAUGCCAAAAUGUGGCCAUGAGGACCCCCGAUGGUAUAGACGUGAUGAUCUUUACUACCCCUCACGGAUCCAGAAGCUUGAUUUACCAACUUGGGCUUUUUCAUUCUCAGAAGAUAAUAGUGAUGGAAUUAACGAUGCAAAAAGUAUGUCAAUCAGAUCAGGGCCGGUUAAAGCUCUAGUUCCUAGGGGAGUGAAAGGAGCAAUUCAGCCCGUGGUUAGGAUAAACACACGUGUCGUGAAAGACCACGAUUCAUUUGAACCUCGUAUCAAAGCAAGAGAUAGCGAGCGGCAUACUAUUAGACCACUGUAUUCUAAUUCAGCAAGCGGUGACAGAAUCUUGUUUCAUGAAACCCCUUCCCGUUCAAGGAGGACCAGUGAAUUGGACUCACAAAGUUUGCACAAAUGUAGGACCGUUCUUAAUAUUCCUAGGGAUCAUGUUUGUACAGUUCAUGAGCUCUCUCUUAAUUUAGGUGAAUGGUACUAUUUGGAUGGUGCUGGUCAUGAGCAUGGUCCUUUUUGCUUUGAAGAAUUAAAGGAAUUAAUCUCCAAAGGUAAAAUUUUAGAGAAUACUAGUGUGUUCAGGAAGCUUGACAAUACGUGGGUUCCAAUGAGUAGGAAUGUAGUGGAUUUCCAUGCUACUGAUUCUGGAGUGGAAGUAAAUGUGGCAACUGAGGAUACCAAUAGUGAUAUUCAGAAUACUGUUGAUUCAUUUCACCGCUCACAUCCACAGUUCAUAGGCUAUAUGCGUGGUAAGCUUCAUGAACUCGUCAUGAAAUCUUACAAGAACAGAGAGUUUGCUGCUGCUAUAAAUGAGGUUUUGGAUCCUUGGAUUAGUGCGAAGCAACCAAAGAAGGAAUUAGAUAGGCACUUUCCUUUUAAUUCGUCCAUUAGCAAAAAUUCUGCUAUUUUGGUUCACGACCUUUCGUCAGAUAAGCUCUGGAAAUCAGAGGAUCGCCCCGUAAAAAGAGUCCGGUUCCGUGUAGAUGAUUGCGAUGAAUUCUCUGAAACAGAAGACGAUCAAAUUGACCAGAAGAACGAAAGUUCUUUUGAAGAGUUGUGUGGUGCAGCUGUAUUUGCUGAAGAUAGCAGUAAAAAUUCAACUAAGGAUGAUGAAAGCUGGGGUUUACUUAAUGGUCAGAUAUUGGCUAGGGUUUUCCAUUUCUUAAGGUCUGACAUGAACGCCCUUGCUUCUUCUGCUGCUACCUGUAAACGCUGGAAUGCAGCAGUAAAGUUCUACAAGCAUAUCUGCAGACAUGUUGAUGUUUCAGCGUUUGGUGCAAGUUGUUCAGAUUCUAUGUUUCGAAGUAUUAUGAAUGGUUAUGAGAAGAAAAACUUGACAUCUGUUGUUUUGACGGGUUGCUCGAAUAUUAGUCCUGGCUUACUUGAGGAAGUCCUGCAGCUGUUUCCCUGCGUUUCUUCUGUUUUCAGUGAAAGAUGCAAUCAAUUCAAUGAGCUGAAAACUAAGUUUCAGAAUAUAAAUUGGUUACCCAAGAACCAUGAGGAUUCUCAUUCAAAGAUGAAAAGCCUUAAACAGAUAACUGACAGGAAUUAUUUUGUUUCUAAAGAAUAUAGAGGAUUAAGAAGUUAUUUGGAUGAUUCUUUUGAGUCAGGGGAUUUUAGCAGUUUUGACUCCGCAAUGGCGGACAUAAAGGAGUCUUCUGGUCAUGUGUUUCGACCUGGUUUUUAUAAGAGAGCUAAGCUUUUUGAUGGUCGGAAGUCCUCGUCAAUUGUGCCUAGAGAUGCACAAAUGAGGCACUGGAUGCGUAGGAAAACACAGACUGGAUACAGGAAAUUAGAAGAAUACGCAAAGUUCAGUUUAAAGAACAUUAUGAAAGGAAAUUCUUCUGAAUUUUUCAUGCCAAAAGUUGCUGAAAUUGAGGAUAGGAUGAGAAGGGGCUACUAUGUCCGUCAUGGUUUGAGUUCUCUGAAAGAUGACAUUAGCCGUAUAUGCCGAGAUGCUUUAAAAGCGAAAAAUCGUGGAGAUAGUAAAGAAAUGAAGCAUAUUAUCUUGUUACUAAUCCAAUUGGCAAGAAGUUUGGAGCACAACCCAAGAUUGAAUAAUGAAAGAGAUGAAUCUGGAAAGAUAUUAAAAGAUGAUUCAGAAGCAGGAUUGUAUUUGUUAGCGUCUAAACAUAGAAAGUUUCAAAAUAAAGUAAUCAGUGAAAGGAAAUUUACCUCUAAGAGCAAUAGCCUUGUCUAUGCCAAUGAAGGAAUAGAUUCCGGACAAUUUGAUCGUGAAAUCAAAAGGAGCCUUUCUAAACUGAAGAAAAAAAAUAUGAAUUCUGACAGUGAAACAUCUGAUGAUCAAGAAAAUGAUUUUUCUGAAAAUGAUGAUGGAGGUGAAGACGAGAGCACUGCUUCGGAUACUGAAAGUGAUUUGGAUUUGAAUGCUUCUGUUGGAACUGUUGCUGUUAAAGGGAAUGAGUAUUUUAUGAUGGAAGAGACUUUUGAUACAAUUAUUGAUGAUCGUGAAUGGGGCGCUCGUAUGACUAAGGCAAGUCUAGUUCCUCCGGUCACAAGGAAGUAUGAAGUUAUUGACAAAUAUCUUGUUAUAGCAGAUGAAGAAGAAGUGAAGAGGAAAAUGCGGGUCACUUUACCUGAUGGCUAUUUUGAAAAACUGCUUGCUCAAAAAAAUGGUAUCGAGGAACCAGAUUUGGAAAUCCCUGAGGUAAAAGAAUACAAACCCAGAAAACUACUUGGGGCUGAAGUCUUGGAGCAAGAAGUGUAUGGCAUUGAUCCAUAUACAUAUAACCUUCUACUAGACUCCAUACCUGAUGAGCCUGAUUGGCCAUUGGCUGAUAAACAUGGAUUCAUUGAAGAGGUACUUCUACGUGCUUUGAACAAGCAAGUCAGGCACUUCACUGGAUCUGGAAAUACACCUAUGAUCUAUCCUCUUAAGCCUGUUGUUGAAGAAAUCCAGACCGCGGCAGAGGAGGAAGGUGAUAAAAGAGUGAUGAAACUGUGCAAUGCCAUCUUAAAGGCCAUUCAUAGCCGCCCUGUUGAUAACUAUGUUGCUUAUAGAAAGGGCCUUGGUGUGGUUUGCAACAAAGAGGAAGGAUUCAGUGAAGAUGAUUUUGUUGUGGAGUUCUUGGGCGAGGUGUAUCCAUCUUGGAAAUGGUUUGAAAAGCAGGAUGGAAUUAGGUCUUUGCAAAAGAACAAUCAAGAACCAGCGCCUGAGUUUUAUAACAUUUAUUUGGAGAGGCCAAAGGGUGACCGUGAUGGAUAUGACUUGGUUGUUGUUGAUGCCAUGCAUAAAGCAAACUAUGCCAGUCGAAUAUGUCACUCUUGCCGUCCAAAUUGUGAAGCGAAAGUUACUGCUGUUGAUGGUCAGUACCAGAUUGGAAUCUAUUCUUUGCGGCCAAUUGCUUAUGGCGAGGAGAUUACUUUUGAUUACAACUCCAUAACAGAGAGCAAGGAAGAAUAUGAAGCAUCAGUUUGUCUGUGUGGCAACCAUGUUUGCAGAGGCAGCUAUCUGAAUCUGGCAGGUGAAGGGGCAUUUCAGAAGGUAUUAAUGGCUUGCCAUGGUGUGCUAGACCGGCACAAACUUAUUUUGGAGGCUUGUGAGGCCAACUCUUUGUCUCAAGAAGACUAUAUUGAACUGGGAAGAGCUGGUGUAGGAACUUGUUUGCUUGAGGGGCUACCUGAUUGGCUUGUUGCUUAUUCGGCUCGUUUGCUGAGGUUUAUAAACUUUGAAAGUGCUGAGAUUCUCAAGCACAAUGUUGAAGAGAAGAAAAAGUUCUUUGCUGAGAUCUGUCUUGAGGUUGAAAGAAAUGAUGCUUUGGUCCAGGCUGAAGGUGUUUAUAAUGCAAGGCUACAAAAUAUGGCGAUUACAUUAGACAAGUUAAGAUAUGUAAUGAGAUGCUCAUUUGGUGACCCUAGAAAGGCCCCACCUCCCGUGAAGAAGCUCGAACCUGAAGCUUUAGUCUCUAUCCUGUGGAAAGGGGAGGGUUCUCUGGUCGAGGAGCUACUCCAGUCCAUGACUCCUCAUAUGGAACCAGAGCUAUUGAAUGAUUUGAAGUCCAAGCUUCAGUCACAUGAUCCAUCCGGUUCAGAUAACCUUCAGCGAGAACUCCGCAAGUCGUUGCUAUGGUUAAGGGAUGAGUUGAGGAACCUUCCAUGCACGCCUAAGUGUCGGCAUGAUGCUGCUGCGGACCUAAUUCACAUGUACGCUUAUACAAAGUGUUUUUUCAAAGUCAGGGAAUAUAAUUCUGUGACCUCGUCUCCAGUUUACAUCAGCCCUCUUGAUCUCGGUCCCAAGUAUGCGAACAAGAUGGGCUCUGGUUUUCAAGAGUAUUGCAAGACAUAUGGUGAGAAUUAUUGUUUAGGUCAGCUAAUCUAUUGGCAUAGUUCAAACAAUGCGGAGCCUGACUGUAGAUUGGCAAGAGCUAGGAGGGGUUGCUUGUCUCUACCUGAUAUUUCAUCCUUCUAUGGGAAAUCUCAUAAGCCUGUUCAUGAACGUGUCUACGACUCGAGGACAGUGAGGUUUAUGCUAUCCAGAAUGGAGAAGCAGCCGCAGAGACCAUGGCCGAAGGAUCGGAUAUGGGUGUUCAAGAGCAACCCAGCAUUUUUUGGGAGUCCCAUGUUGGACGCCGUGUUGAAUAAGUGCCCAUUAGAUAAAGAAAUGGUGCAGUGGUUAAAGAGUAGGCCAAACGUAUACCAAUCUACCUGAGCUUAUUGGGUUUGGGGAAGAGACACAGCACAGGGAAUUCAAUCUUACAUAUUAUAUAUUUACUUCUUUGCCUCCGCAGAGCUCGCUCCUCUUUCCACAUUUUUGGGAAUUGGUGAUUAUUUAGGAACUCUCAGUUCCUUCCCUUGUGUACAGUUUUCUCCUGUAAUUUGUAUUUCAUUAUUUAGAAUUAGUGCAGUGAUUUAAGCUUGUUUUUAGCAGGUAGAUUUGUUUAUUUCAUUUCAUUUUAUUUUUCUUUUUUUUCUUUUCUCUUUAACUUUUGCCUGGGUGGCUCGGCUCCUUUCAAAGCUUUAUCUUGGUCAAGUUGUGAGCUUGCAUCUGUACAAAUCUUUCGAUUCAUUUGAAGCUGGCUGCAGAUUUUGUUCAUUUAUCUUAUUU
Phalaenopsis equestris is the source of this 7803-nucleotide messenger RNA. RefSeq names its product histone-lysine N-methyltransferase ATXR3. NCBI's taxonomy places the organism in Eukaryota, Viridiplantae, Streptophyta, Magnoliopsida, Asparagales, Orchidaceae. The record is from RefSeq and is a predicted model, not a curated record. Gene Ontology annotation, molecular function: protein binding.